GUGCCUGUCUGUGCAUUCAGUCUGAGCCUCAUUUAAAUAGUAAAGGAUAAUUAGUUAGGCACGAAAUUCAAGUAGAACAAUAAUUUGAUACACGAACAGGUAACCCAAGAGUCGCUCAUUGUCCGUCUCAUUAGCAUAUACGUAUAUAUAAGUUGUCAGUGGAUGAGAGGCGCUAUCACACAGCCUUACCUCUGCUCUGGAUCACCGGGAAGAGAACUCUACGAAGCGCAGGUUGAAUAUGUCACUUACUUCCAUCCUUUCCGCUGAGGCGAUUGAGAAUGCUGUUAAAGACUGCCAAGCUCCAGACUCCUUUUGUUAUAAAAAGUUCUUCCAACUCUGUGGCCUGAGUCAGAAAAGUCCCCAAGAGGUGAAGGAUGUCUUCCGCAUCAUAGAUGACGACAACAGUGGAUUUAUUGAAGAGUCCGAGCUCAAGUUCUUUCUCCAGCGGUUUUUCCCGGGGGCACGAACUCUGACUGAAAAGGAGAUAAAGAGCCUCCUUACAGCUGCAGACGACGAUAGCGAUGGAAAGAUUGGAGCAGAAGAAUUCCAAACGAUGGUGUUAUGCUGAAAGAAUAGCCUUCGGUCACACCGAGUCUGCGGCCUAUAGCCAUGAGCGCUGCAGCUUUAUCGUUCCCUAUGCUUUUACACAGGAUUUCUUUUCAAAAUGUACAUCAGUACAUUGAUUUGUCUGUUGAUUACACGUGUCUGUUUUAUUGUCCCAAAAUCACUCCAAAUGACCAAUGGCAAAACUCUUCAGGGAAAAUAAAAUGAAGUCAUUAAAAAUGAUGAUGAUUUGGUUUAAUGACUUUUAAAUUUAGAGAGAAUUUACUCUUAAUAACAACCAAUCUAAAUUUGACACUUUGGCUAAAUGGACUUUGUGGUGUUUGAUCACGUUCUGUAUUGGACCCUUUUUACAUUUCCGGGACUGGAAAGUGGAAGUAAACUAUAGCGGGAUAAAUUUUGUAUCUUUACAUUGUAAAAAUCAACUAUUGUAGAUUCAUGACUUCCCAAAAC
This is a messenger RNA of Xyrauchen texanus (razorback sucker), 1014 nucleotides long. RefSeq names its product parvalbumin 9 (gene pvalb9). The transcript has 5 exons. Bases 239 to 568 code for a protein of 109 amino acids. The record is from RefSeq and is a predicted model, not a curated record. Lineage: Eukaryota; Metazoa; Chordata; Actinopteri; Cypriniformes; Catostomidae. Gene Ontology annotation, cellular component: nucleus; cytoplasm. Gene Ontology annotation, molecular function: calcium ion binding.